Messenger RNA from Mytilus californianus (California mussel), 1864 nucleotides. RefSeq lists its product as uncharacterized. The coding region runs from base 281 to 1708 and encodes 475 amino acids. The record is from RefSeq and is a predicted model, not a curated record. Lineage: Eukaryota; Metazoa; Mollusca; Bivalvia; Mytilida; Mytilidae. The transcript is spliced from 8 exons.
CACUAUACCAUUCUCUAUCAGGAGACGUAGUGAUAGUUUGAAGGCCUACUUUGCCAUUGUCAAUACCUAUAAUGUUAUCAAACUACUGUUUUUGAAAAAUGAACAGACCCCAUUUGGCAUAGGAAACAGUAUCAUAUCAACAACCUACCAGUAUUGUGUUGAGUACUUCAGCGGAUUUGAAGCCAUUGUUUCUCGUUCUUCUAAAGACCUGACAUCCAUCGAUUCCUGCGCGUGGUUUUGCAAUUACACAAGCAGUUUUGCAGUACAGACGACAGGAAGUAUGAUAAUCUGCGAAUGUAUACUCGGGUCAACCAGUAUUACCCAGCAUAUAGUGCAUGAUAUUAAAUGUCUCGAUUUUACCUGUAAAGAUGAAAAUAAUGACGACCAACCCUGUGGAAUGUCAUCAGUCAAGGCAUUUUACUCACAUGAUGUUAUAAAUUUUGACAGCACCAAUGUCAUGUUGAUCGAUACAGUGGCGAACUUGGCGGAUCAUGAAUAUUCAAAAACUUUCACGGUUGAAAUUGGAAAUGGAAAAGGUGAAAAUAAAAUCAUUAGUGGUGUUUUACUCUCCGAAAUAAACUUUGGCAUCAGUAAUUUCACAUUUGAAUUUUCAGGAGAAAGUUGUUCUUAUAAUGAUUCGUUUCAAAGAUAUACCGAAUUUGAUCUCAAGGUGUUUGAAGCUUCAACAGUACACGUCAUUGAACCACUUCGUACAUCAUGUUUUAGGUUGACAAUCUACCCAAGUGGUGACACUCCUCCUGAUAAUCCACGCUGUCGUAUUACAUUAUACGAACCCUAUGAUGACUAUGUUACUGCUGAAAGAAUUGGGAUAUACGGAUAUUACCACAACAGCGAAAUUGACACUAGUGAUAUUUAUACGGCUGAUUAUCUAACAUCUUCACUUAAUGAUUAUUCGUCAAUGUCGACAGAACAGGUUUUGUCUCAGAUCACUACUCAAAUGCCUGUGUCAUCUGAAAUCGGUUUUACAAUGAUAACAUCACAAUUAGAAACCAAUAAUCUGCCUUCUUCACAUAUGGACACAGCGACAUUGACAAUAUCACAACUAGGAACCUCUAUACUGCCUACUUCACAUAUUGACACAGCGACAUUGACAAUAUCACAACUAGGAACCUCUAUACUGCCUACUUCACAUAUUGACACAGCGACAUUGACAAUAUCACAACUAGGAACCUCUAUACUGCCUUCUUCACAUAUGGACACAGCGGCAUUGACAAUAUCACAACUAGGAACCUCUAUACUGCCUACUUCACAUAUGGACACAGCGACAUUGAUUGCAUCACAGGGAAUAACAGGUACCACUUCAUCAACAACAGUAAAUACCGAUGAUCAUACGCCUACAGCAGAGAAGACUACACAACCGGUCAAUUCUCAUGGACAUUUUGAUAAUUUGACAUGCUUUUCUUUCUGCUAUCAUAAAUAUCACAAUAACUUAACAGCAGAGCAGGUUGAGAACAUAAGAGACGAAAUUCGACAGUUGCUUUUAGUUGACACUAAAACCCUCUCAUCGCAGAUUAGAAGGAAAAUUUCAGUGAAAGAUAAAAGACCCAGUGCUACGAUUAUAGGAACAAUUCCAAUAGUUAUUCUUUUAGCACUUCUUGGAUGUAUUGUUCUAUCAGAUUUGAACACUAUAAGGGGACAGGUUUAUUGCAUGGUGAAAAAUGUUAAAGGAUUGUACUCCUCAAUUUGAUAAUAAUAUUUGUUAAGAAUUCGAAAAUUUUGUUAAUUUAUUGAUGUGUACAGAGACACAGCUGUAUAAAUCGUCGUAUAAACAUUUGUAAAAGGAAGUAAUCUGUAUAUACUCGAAGUACAUGGAUCAUGUACAAAUUAAAUUGGAAGCAAAUUA